ACAAAAUAAACUAAAAUGACGUCACAGUCUCUGUUCACAGUGUGCUUGUUUACUGUUAUCAAACCAUGCGGAACCUUCGUUCGCUUCUCGGUGUUCCGGUCGGACAGUAUUCGCUGCAGGACAGAUUCCGUUGACAUUGCUGGGACAGGUGUUACCCAACCAGAAGGUGUGAUCGCAGGUAGCCGCGGACCAGUGGCUGCCCGCUCCCCCUCGGCUCUUACCCCGGGACCCGGAGCAGUCAUGUACCGGCGGCCGCUGCAGGUCGCCGCCAGGUGCGCCGUGAAGGCGGCGGCGUCCAGGGGCGCCUGCGCGAAGCUGGAACAGGAAUGCUGUCUGAGAGCUUCAGCGGCCCGCCAGCCGACCACAUCCAGCUGCUGGACAGCGACACGCUCCCUGCACAUCAGCACUCAGCUCAGCAACGUGAAGGAGACGCCUCAGCACUCGCAGGAGGAGGUGGGCGCCUUCACCAAACUCAUCGAGGCCAUGGGCUUCACCGCCCCGCUCAAAUACAACAAAUGGAAAAUCAAGAUCGCUGCGCUGCGCAUGUACACGUGUUGUGUGGAGAGAAUAAACUACGACGAGUUCUUCGAUAAAUGCUCCCUGCCAGACACUCUGAACUCCUGGUUCCUGGUCGCCCAGCUUCACGUCUGGAUGUGCUUGGUGCGGAUGCGUCAGGAGGGCAGAGAGGGGAAGUUCAUGUGCCGGUACAUCGUCCACUCCAUGUGGGAGGACGUGGAGCAGAGGAGCAAGAUCAUGGGGAUCGACGCCACCCACAGGAAGGAGGCCAUGAAAGCCAUGACUGAAACCUUCUACGCCGCCAUCUUUGGAUACGACGAGGGAAUCCUGUCUGACGACUGCGUUCUGGCUGCAGCGCUCUGGAGAAACCUGUUCAACCGCCAGUGUGAAGACCCCCAGCAGCUGGAGCUCAUGGUGGAAUACGUUCGUAAACAGAUGCAGUUCAUCGACGCACUGGAUGGGGAGGAUCUGCUGCUCACAGGGGAGGUGAAGUGGCGCCCUCUGGUGGAGGAGAACGCACAGAGCAUCCUGAAGGUGGUCAGCCCCACGUACAACGAUGCAGGCCUCUGAGAGGAAGUCCUCUCUGCAGCCAGGAGACACUUCCUGCUCUUCCUCAGAUCACAGCCUAAACUCCUCCUCCUCCGUGGCUGUAGCUCCUCCUUCUUGCUCCGGGGUUCCUGCAGCACUUGCUCUCCUACCUUUAAACCAUGAAGCUUCAGAUGAUGCAGAGACAGUCGGACUCAUGCAGGUCUCCUCGUGUGUCCCUGGUCCUGGCAGGUCUGAGAGCAGCUUCUGUAUGCAAACACACCCUGUUUCUGUUUCUACUGAACGCCGCUUUGUAUUUAUAAAGUAUUUUUGAAUAGCUGUGUGUUUAUUCUCUGCUCCUUCUCUGUGUUUAAAUAACCAGAACCUCUGAGGUCCGCUGCUUGUUCCCUCCAUGCUCUCAGACCUGAACAGGAACCAGAACUCAGACACUCAAACAUGGUCAAUGGUUUUAAAAUGAUGGCUAAUAAAGUUUUCUGUUCAAACUCU
Molecule: messenger RNA, 1548 nt
Organism: Fundulus heteroclitus (mummichog)
Lineage: Eukaryota; Metazoa; Chordata; Actinopteri; Cyprinodontiformes; Fundulidae
Gene: uqcc1
Product: ubiquinol-cytochrome-c reductase complex assembly factor 1
Exons: 9
Coding region: 16-1086 (356 amino acids)
Biological process (GO): mitochondrial respiratory chain complex III assembly
Cellular component (GO): mitochondrion
Source: RefSeq, a predicted model, not a curated record